This is a messenger RNA of Corylus avellana, 1594 nucleotides long. Its product is annotated as F-box protein At2g27310. The record is from RefSeq and is a predicted model, not a curated record. Gene Ontology annotation, molecular function: protein binding. NCBI's taxonomy places the organism in Eukaryota, Viridiplantae, Streptophyta, Magnoliopsida, Fagales, Betulaceae.
GUACAGACAAGCCACAGCACAGCCAGAAAACCUUUCAAGACACUGGAAAGCGACCCCCAAGCAAUAUAGGAAAAAACAAAUCCCCUUUGGAUUUUUAUUUUGUCUACAGAAAAUACAAAGGAUUCGCUAUCAGAUCCUCAUCCUCCCAUCUGGGUCUGCCUUAAAAUCCUCGAAAAGCUUUUCUCUAUAUGGGUCUUCUCCACUGUUCGGUUCCUCAGUUUCUCUACAGCUAUCUAUAGAGUUGGCCAGUCCAUGGGGUACCUGAACUCUCUCUGAUUCUCACUGCACUCGAUAGUGUGGUUGGUUUUAUAUCUGAAUUGAAAGAAUCUGAGAUCUAUGGCUAUUUCGGUUGCACUAGUUGACAGUAUGGCAUCAUUGAGCAGUGAUCUCUUCUAUGACAUAUUAAGGCGACUAGAUGGUCCAACUUUGGCAAGUGCAGCAUGUGCUUGUGCAGCAUUCUGUUCCAUAUCAAAAGAAGAGAGAUUAUGGGAAAAUGUGUGUUCUUCUAUGUGGCCUUCAACCAAUAGGGAAGAUGUCAAAAGUUUAAUAUCAUCCAUCGGGGGAUUCAGAAAGUUCUAUGCAGAUUGUUUUCCCCUUAUUGUAAACAAAGAAGUCAGUGAGAACCAAGGGAACAACUACCCCGAGUACCCCGAAGAAUGGAGUGAGGCUGAAUACUAUGGUGACAUGGAUGGAUUUGACAGUAUUUCACCCUCAGAUUUUGUUUCUAUCGUGGAUAUUAGGUAUAAAGAUAAAACAAUAUGCUCAAAAGUCCUUUGGGGCAUUCCAAAUGCAAAUGGCUUCGAUGGUUGGUUUUAUAAUUGCCCUUUUAGAAUUGAUCUUCUAACUUAUGCAGCUAGAGAUGAUGAGAGUGAUGGUGAGGUUACCCUUUCUGUUUCUGAUGGCCUGCCACCGGUUGCCUCAAUGGAAAGAGAAAGGAAAGAUGGGAAGCUAUGGCGGGAGCUCUGUGAUGGACUCCGUCUUAGCUGGAUUGUUGUAAACAGAAAAAUAAAGCAAGCUGCUAAUCUUGCUAGCUGGAGCCCUCUUGGUGGGCAAAGGCAUUGGCCGACGGACAAGGAUUUUGUGUUACGCUUCGGAUCUGUCCUCCCUGCCAAGGACAUUCUUCCAUGUCAAGUAGUGGAAUGCAUCCUUCGCAUGAAAUUCAGAGUGAUCCAUACUGAAGGAGAGGAGGGCACUCACACAACUCUCAAAUUAACAGAGCUGAGCAUGCAGUUGGAAGACAUGGAAGGCGCUCAUGUUAAUGGAAGAAACAGUUUGCUUAUUCUGAAGGAAGCACUGAGCUGCCAUAGGAGCAAAAAUUAUAGUGAAGUUCUCGAGUCUUGUCAUUUGUACUCAAAAGUGCAGAGCGAGUUAAAAGAGGAGAAGAUAAGAAAUGAAAGCAGGUUGGACAGACUUUGUAUCCUAAGCGGCAUUGCUGCGUUUCUAAUGUUCUGGUAUUACAUGUUAUAAAAUGGAAGUGCCUCCUUCAUUUUAACACGGUUAGCUGAAAAUGCUCUAACAGACUUCCAAUGUUUGUAAUUCUGCUGAUAGAAAUAUUUAAUUUUGCUUCAACCAAUAAAAGAAGUCCCUGAUCUCA